This is a messenger RNA of Zeugodacus cucurbitae (melon fly), 1949 nucleotides long. Its product is annotated as KIF-binding protein. The coding region runs from base 164 to 1927 and encodes 587 amino acids. The record is from RefSeq and is a predicted model, not a curated record. Lineage: Eukaryota; Metazoa; Arthropoda; Insecta; Diptera; Tephritidae. Gene Ontology annotation, molecular function: protein binding. The transcript is spliced from 2 exons.
UUGACAGCUAAACUAUUCUAUUUUCCUACACAUGUAUCACCCUAUGCGCUACCGCCUGUUCAUUGACAUUUGUCGGCAAACAAAUUUUCCCCAUUUGCGGUUAAAUCUCAAGUGCUCAUCCACUCAUCAUCACUCUUGCGUACGCGUGUGAAAAUCUGUGAAAAUGGUGAUUGCGAAAGAAAUAUUGACGGACUACAAGGAGGUCUAUGAAAAGGCUAUCAAAUAUGUUAAUGAGGAAAGUAAAAGCGAUCCACCCACAGAUCCGUUUCGUUCACAUUAUGCCGCACGCGAGUUACUGUUGCAAAUGAAGGAAAAUCUGAAAAAUGCAUUAGCCUCAAUUGUGGCAGAAGAGGCGGACGACGGCCGAGAUGAUUUCACUUAUGUUGUUUUGCUUGCAUUUGUGUGCCGUGACCUUGGACGUAUCUAUGUCUUCACCGACGAAGUUUCAACUGGUGAACAGCUGUUAGAAGAAAGUUUGUUAUUGGUUGAACCACAUAAGAUGAAACCUGAGGCUAUCAUACCGUAUGUGGGUGCACUCAAUGAGAUAGGCAUAGUGCAAGCAAAUCGUUCUGAAUACAAGAAGGCCUUUGAUACACUUAUCAAAUCAGAACAGGCAUAUAAAGAGUUUCUGAAAAGCAAUAGCACAGCUGUAUGCAUUACUGAUAUUUUCGGCACACCCGAUGAAGUUGAAGAGGGAAAGGGUCCAAAAGAAUUGGAGAGCUUGUAUACUUUGUGCACCUUUUACUUGGCACAAGUGCACGGACAUUUGGGUGAGCUGGAAAAGUCAGCGCAAUACUGUCAUUUAACGCUACGCCGGCAAUUAGAAUCCAAGACAUAUGAACCGAUAGAUUUUGCGCUAAACGCUGCCACAUUAUCACAAUACUUCAUUGGUGAGAAUAUGUUCAAAGAGGCGCGUCAUCAUUUGGCUGCCGCCACAUAUAUAAUGGCUGAACAUGAAGCCAGCAUGUUGACACCUGAGUUGACGGAACAACAGCGUGCCGAUGUAACAGAAACAUACAAACAUAGAUAUGCAGAUGUUGCACGUUGUUGGGCUAAAUACGGACUGGCAUUGCUUAAUGCUUCCAAAGAGCGUUUAUAUAAUGAUGACGACGAAAAAGUAACCAAAGAUGUGAAACGUCUCACUGUUGAUCCAAAGGCUUAUCGUUUUCCAGACUUAAAUAUAGAUGUGCACGAAAAUCGUGUUACAGCUGAUUAUUGUUUGACAUUUGACGACGCCAAACCGGUGUACCAUUACGUCUGUGACUGGCUGGACAAGGCGAAAGAAUACUAUAAGCCUGAAACUGAAGCGACCGAGUAUGCAAAAGUGAUCAAAGAUUAUGCCGAAUUAUAUCAGCAUAUCGCAUUCUUCGAAGAAGAACCGGCCAACCAAGCGAAAAUGCAAAAGCGUCGUGCAAAAUACUACGAAGAUUUACUUGAACUGCUCAACCCUGUCUUCUAUAUGGGUAUUUGCCGUGAGUGCUGGUAUGGCGCUGGUCUGUCAUAUUGUGCAAUUUUAGAUAUCAAAUUAGAUGCGUUGAAGGAACGACGCACACCGCAACCACAGGAUCUACAAAAGAUAAAUCAAACCUGUCAGCGUGCAAUUAAGAAUUUCCUUGAAUUUGUGAAAUCUUACCUGGACAAAGAUGGCGCAACAAUCAAAGCCAGCGCCGAUGCGGAGGAGCAACGUAACGUGCUCUAUGCCUACUUUCAUUUGGGACGCUUACAUUUCAAAAUGAUCACACCCGAUCUGAAUCUACAACUGGAAAAUAUGAAUAAUAGCCUCAAAUACUAUAAACUCUUUACGGACGAGUGUGCCGCUCGCAAAGAGGUGGCCGAAACACUGAACGCCGAAGUUGGCGUCUGUCGUGAGAUGGUCAAUUUGUUGCCGCUGAAAAUUGCCAAUAUUAAGAAACGUUUGCCAAAGUAGAUGAACAAGCCCUUCGAACUAG